Molecule: messenger RNA, 792 nt
Organism: Anopheles coustani
Lineage: Eukaryota; Metazoa; Arthropoda; Insecta; Diptera; Culicidae
Exons: 3
Coding region: 1-792 (263 amino acids)
Source: RefSeq, a predicted model, not a curated record
AUGUGCAUUCGAAUCCCAAGUAGAGAUUCGAAUCUCAAGAGAACCAGAGACCUGCUAGAUGCUCUGGCACGGUUUUCCUACUUCGACCGCUGGUCCGACGACCAGCGGCGCGAUUUUUGCCACCGGGCACGGAUACGCCAGUUCGAGCCCGACCAGACCAUUUUUGUUGAAGGUAAAGCACCGGUAAACUACGCCCAUUUCGUACUUAGUGGCGAGUGUGGUCUGCUUCAGUGUCUGAAUCUGCAUAAGCAUUGCGAUCCGCGGACCGGAGUGACGCGCUACAAGUUAGCCCGGUCGCAGCCUACCGAGGAUGAGAUCGCACGGUUUCAUCGACGUCGACAGGAACGUCUAGGGAGUUCGACCGAUACACCGUCGACCAAACCAACGACAAACCAACUAAGCAUACGCACAUCAAGCCCCUGGGAGUCCCAUUUCGUGGACAUUGCCACGUAUAGCAGCGGUGCGGUGUUUGGGGUCGGCGAGCAUAUGGUAGACCGGGCGGUGUUUGCUCGAAGCCGCGUCCAGUGCCUGCUGAUACCGCGCUACUGGCUGCUGGAGAAGCCGCAAAACCGGGGCAACAUCUGGAACCGCGUCCGGAUCUUUCUCGAGCAGCGUCAGCCGCCGCGCGAGCGUCUUUUUCGCUGGUUUCUCAGUGAGCUGAUGUGGCACCGCUACCGACGGCAGCUGGUGGGCGAUUUUGUAGCCGUGCACGCUCCGCGACACCUCCCGAGACUGUUGGACGUACCGCUAGUGUGUCGAAUCGAGGAGUGUGACGUCAAUGUGACCAGCUAG